AUGCGCCCGUGCAUCCCCAAACCCACCUUCGCCUUCUGCCACGCGCUCCUCGCCUCCCGCCUCCUCCCCACCGCCGCCUCCCCAACCGCGCAGCUCCUCUCCGUCCAGGCCCUCCUCGUCACCGCCGGCCUGCUCCCGCGCCACCCGGACCUCGCCCUCCUCGCGCUCAACUCGCUCCUCCACGCGCUCUCCCGCCGCGCCGCGUGCCCCGCCCACCCGCGCCUCGCGCUCCGCCUUCUCCGCCUCAUGCUCUCCCCCACCACUCCCCCGGCGUUCCCCGCCCCGGACCACCUCUCCUUCCCCUUCGCGCUCUCCGCCGCCGCCGCGCUCGACGCCGCCCCGGACCCCUCCUCCUCCUCCUCCCCCUCCGCGGCCGGGCCGCAGCUCCACGCGCUGCUCGUCAGGAACGCGCUGUUCCCGGCCGACCACUACGUCACGACCGCGCUGCUGCAGCUGUACUCGCCCCGCCCGGACCUCGCGCGGAGGGUGUUCGACGAGCUGCCGCGUCGUGAGGCGAUCCACUACGACCUGCUCAUCGGCUCGUACGCGCGCGCGGGGGCGCCUGCCGAGGGACUCGCGGUGUUCCGUGCCAUGUUCGCCGCCGCCGCCGCCGACGGGGUGGACCCGGACGCGGUGGUGCUGACCACGGCCGUGGCGGCGUGCGCGCAGGCGGGGGCGCUGGACCUCGGCGCGUGGGUGCACCGCUACGUGGAGCGCGCCGCGCCGGGGCUCCUCGCCGACGCCUUCCUCGGGUCCGCGCUCGUCGGCAUGUACGCCAAGUGCGGGUGCCUGGACGAGGCGGUGCGGGUGUUCGACGGCAUGCCCGAGCGGAACGCCUACGUGUGGGGCACCAUGGUGAGCGCGCUCGCGGUGCACGGGAUGGCGGCGGAAGCCGUCGCGUGCCUGGACAGGAUGGCGCGGGAGGACGGGGUGCGGCCGGACGGCGUCGCCGUGCUCGGUGCGCUGUCCGCGUGCGCGCACGCCGGGAACGUCGAGGAAGGGCUGCGCCUGCUCAGGGAGAUGCGGCCCCGCUACGGCGUCAUGCCCGGGCACGAGCACUAUAGCUGCGCGGUCGACAUGCUCUGCCGGGUCGGGCGGCUCGAGGACGCGGUGGGGCUCGUCGAGACCAUGCCGAUGGCCCCGCUCGCGUCCGUGUGGGGCUCCGUGCUAGCUGGCUGCCGGAGCUACGGCAACGUCGAGCUGGCGGAGGUGGCGGUGCGUGAGCUCGAGAAGCUUGGUGGCACUGCCGAUGAGGGCGUGUACGUGCAGCUGUCCAACAUCUACCUCGAUGCCAACCGCAAGGAUGACGCGCGUAGGGUGCGGAAGCUGAUCGGCAGCCGGGGGAUCAAGAAGGUCCCCGCGUAUAGCGCCGUGGAGGUGGACGGCGAGGUGAGCUCGUUCGUUGCCGAUGACCAAGCGCACCCGCGGCGAUUUGAGAUUUGGGAGGUGCUCCGGCUGCUAGCCGACCAGAUGACGCAGAAACCAAAGGAAGAAGAAUUUAUUGAAUUUGUUUGCAUGCUCUCAAGAAUGUAA
Miscanthus lutarioriparius is the source of this 1533-nucleotide messenger RNA. The record is from the annotation of a GenBank genome assembly. NCBI's taxonomy places the organism in Eukaryota, Viridiplantae, Streptophyta, Magnoliopsida, Poales, Poaceae.